Fibroporia radiculosa is the source of this 1020-nucleotide messenger RNA. RefSeq lists its product as uncharacterized. Gene Ontology annotation, molecular function: NAD+ kinase activity. Bases 1 to 1020 code for a protein of 339 amino acids. Lineage: Eukaryota; Fungi; Basidiomycota; Agaricomycetes; Polyporales; Fibroporiaceae. The transcript is spliced from 8 exons. Gene Ontology annotation, biological process: NAD+ metabolic process; NADP+ biosynthetic process. The record is from RefSeq and is a predicted model, not a curated record.
AUGUCUAGUUCUUCGCAGGCGGGGUGGAGGGCACAACUGAAGCCCGGAAACCCACCAAAAUCUCUUUUGAUAGUCAACAAACUACGCACGAAGGUCGUUGUCGACGCUAUUGACACGCUCCUCGCUUAUGUUCGGGAAAAGUACCCAACUUUGCGGGUGUUCCACGAAGAUCGUCCUGACAUUCCAGAUGGUGUCGAGGUAUGGCACCCAGGCCCAAAUGCUGAACCUGUCGAUCUCGUCGUUACGCUUGGCGGGGAUGGUACCAUUCUCCACGCGUCUUCACUUUUCAAGGUAGGCGCUGUGCCGCCAGUACUAAGCUUUUCCAUGGGCACACUCGGAUUCUUGCUCCCUUUCCACAUCGACGAUUAUGCAAAGGCACUGGAUAGUGCCUUCGAAGGCCGCGCGACGGUGCUGCACAGAAUGCGGCUAUCAUGUCAGUUCCAUAGUGCGGACGGUAUGCCCAUGGACGCCCACUGCGAAGACUGGCAGGUUAUGAAUGAAAUUGCGCUGCAUCGAGGUUCAAGCCCCCACCUCAACACGAUUGACAUUUUCGUCGACGGGCAGCACUUAACGGAAGCCGUCUCGGAUGGCCUCAUCGUGUCCACACCCACGGGCUCGACAGCAUAUUCGCUGUCGGCGGGCGGGCCGAUCGUUCACCCGUCGCUGAGUGCGCUCGUCCUCACCCCCAUAUGCCCACGGAGCCUGUCAUUCCGGCCCCUGGUCUUUCCGUCCUCCUCAACGAUAACACUGCGGGUGAGCGAGCGCAGCCGUGCAUCGGCCGGGCUGUCUAUGGAUGGGCAGGUGUCGCAUGUGCUCGGCCCCGGGGAGGCCGUGACAGUGCAGGCGUCUUUGUACCCCAUCCCAUGCAUUAACCGGUCGUCGAUCGCGGAGCCGGAGGACCGCACUGGCGAGGGCGCGGGCCCGGGGAAGGAAGACGACUGGGUGCGCGACAUAAACAACUUGCUGCAGUACAAUGCGACGUUCCGAAGUAAGGCGCUGCUGAGGCAUAGCAGGACGUGA